CUUUUCAGUGUUUGAUAAUGUUCCAAAAAACUAGACUUUUAUAAACCUACUUCUUUAAAUCAAAUUAAAGCUAAUACAAUGUACUCUUUGAUGAAAAAAAAACUACAAAAUCUUGAUUUCUAGGUGCUGCUGUCCUAUUGAGCAUUAAAACCAAAAAUGUUUUCAUGAAAAUAAGAAAAUUAUUGUUGCUCACAACUGCCAAAAGUCUUGGAGAAUCAGUGAGGCGUAUUAUGACAAAAAUGUUUCAUGAUUCAGUAUUAGUUCAAUUCUCAACUUAUGGUUUUAAAAAGAAACAAAGAUUUGCUGAUUUACUAUCAUAUCAUUUGAUAAAAGAUAUAAUAAGGACUAAUGUCAAGUAUGAAAUGGUUCCUGAAAAAGAAAUUGACUGUGAAAUUAGUGUGUGGUUAGCUCAUGCAAGUUUCCAAAUAAUAAAUCGUGAAAAAAGAUCAGCCAAAUAAUACUAAAAAAAUUUUAAGUAGUUUUAUAUUCCGUUCUUGAAUUAUUUACAUUAUAAAAUAAAGAAUUAUGUUUCAUUUUUAAUAAUUUAAACCAAUUAAAAUUUUUUUUUUUUAAUUAUGAAUGUGUUAAGAUUUUAAUUUGAAUUGUUUAAAAUCAAUUAUUUUAAUGUUGCUUUCUUAAUGAAUAUGUUAAGAUUAUUAAUUUUAGCCAUUUAAAACCAAUUAUUAUGUUUUUAAAUUUAUAAAUAUGCUGUACCGCAUUAUUAUGAGGUUGUUUUAAAACUAAUACAGUUUAAUGAUU
Messenger RNA from Daktulosphaira vitifoliae (grape phylloxera), 759 nucleotides. RefSeq lists its product as uncharacterized. The coding region runs from base 165 to 458 and encodes 97 amino acids. The transcript has 3 exons. Lineage: Eukaryota; Metazoa; Arthropoda; Insecta; Hemiptera; Phylloxeridae. The record is from RefSeq and is a predicted model, not a curated record.